This is a messenger RNA of Kwoniella shivajii, 2619 nucleotides long. RefSeq lists its product as uncharacterized. The transcript is spliced from 13 exons. The record is from RefSeq and is a predicted model, not a curated record. NCBI's taxonomy places the organism in Eukaryota, Fungi, Basidiomycota, Tremellomycetes, Tremellales, Cryptococcaceae. Gene Ontology annotation, molecular function: L-amino acid transmembrane transporter activity. Gene Ontology annotation, cellular component: vacuolar membrane. The coding region runs from base 1 to 2619 and encodes 872 amino acids. Gene Ontology annotation, biological process: amino acid transmembrane transport.
AUGCCCUCUCCUAUACCGACGCCUUCCAAAGGUAAUGAACCUAAAUCGUAUAUAUCUUCCUCAUCACCAGUGGUAGCUCGAUCAUUGUCUCGAAACAUAAGCAACGCUUCACCCACGCCAGGUUCUGCUGCAGGUAACGGUAACAGUAAUGGUAAUGGAAUAGGUAUAGGUACACCUUCAAUACCUAACAUACCACCUAGAUCAGGAUCGAUAUCAUUACAAGCUAAACCAUCUCUAUCAACUUCUUUCAAAUCACCUUUAAGUGGUGGCGGCGCAUUUACACCACCUAUCAACAGGAGCUUUGGUUCAUCUUCGCCAAAUCAACAAGGUAUAAACUCAAAACCAAGGAAUAAAGAUUCGUUGGAUAACCUUAAUCUAUUAGGAAGGAAAACAUCGAUAUCGAAAAGUGUGAAUGAUAAAUCAUCAGCAUUAACUGCUGCUUUAGGAACGAAUUCACCUUCGCUAUCACGUCAACAUUCAGGUAAUAUCAGUACCCGACCAACUUUAUCCAGAGCAAGUUCAAGUACAGGUACUUCGACUCCAUUCAAAAAUAAUGGAAAAGGAAAAGAAGUUGAAGGUGGUGGUGGUGGUGGCGGUGGCGGUGGUGAUGCAGGAGAAUCGAGUUUCUCCAAUUUGGCAUUAGCAGAAAUUUCGAAUGAAGAAAAAGCAAAAGUUUUAAGUAGACAUUUGGUUUCUGCUGAAGAAAGAAGAGAAAAUUCAAAAGUUCCUUCUCCAAGUCAAACUCCAGGUGAAAGUUCAAUUACAACUCCAACUCCCCCUAAAGAAGAUAACGUGGAUGAGGCGCAAAAUGGAAGUGGAGGAAACGAUAGUAGUGUAUCAGGUUACGGAAGUACAGAUAUCCAUGUGAGAGAAGAGAGCGAACAAUUUCCAAUCCCAUAUGACGCUGUGGGUGGUGAUGUUACACAUGACUUAUACAAAUGGCAACACUCCCAUCGACCCCAUCAACCAGUCAGAUCAGCUUCGUUCUCCCAUGUCCCUCUGGAUAGAUCAGCGAUCCUCGACCCCACUCUAGCUCACAUCAAAGAACCCGGAGGGUUCAGGAGAAACUUUGUCUCUACCAAAGCUGCGGAACAAGGGCUGGAAGCUCCUAAUAUGGUCAGGAAUGUAGUCGACUUCUUGUUCCUCUACGGUCACUUUGCUGGUGAAGAUCUGAACGAAGAUGACGAUGUGGAAGAAGAUGAUGAACAGGAAGACGAGGAGUCUUAUCCUGCAGUAGCGUCAACUUCUAAUGGAACCUAUGCAAGGAGAGGAUUCACCUCUGAAGCUGAUUCUGGUCUACCUCAAAUCGCAAGAGGCGAAAGAGCGCCUUUAUUAGGUAGCACAAAGAGAGGAAUGAGUAUGACUCGUCACAGAAGAACCAAAUCUGGCGCCCAUCAGGGAACUGCAAGUACGACUCAAGCUCUCUUAAUGUUGCUCAAGGGUUUCGUUGGAACUGGUAUUCUAUUCAUGGGCAAAGCUUUCUUCAAUGGAGGUAUCCUUUUCUCUGCUAUUGUCAUGCUUGCUAUUGCCGCUAUAUCACUUUGGUCCUUCUUAUUGCUCGUUCAAGCGUAUAUGAAGGUUCCAGGAAGUUUCGGAGAUAUCGGUGGAGCUUUGUAUGGUAAUUACAUGAGAUUGGCAAUUUUGAUCAGUAUUGCUGUUUCUCAAAUCGGUUUUGUAGCUGCAUACACCAUCUUCAUCGCUGAGAACUUGCAAGCGUUCUUUAUGGCUGUCACUGAUUGUCGAAUGUAUAUAUCUAUCAAAUGGUUGAUCUUCGGUCAAUUAGUCGUUUUCUUGCCUUUGGCGAUGAUUAGGAACUUGGCGAAACUCAGUGGAACAGCAUUGAUUGCUGAUGCGUUCAUCUUGAUCGGAAUUAUCUACAUUGCCGUCAAUGAAGGAUCGGUUCUCUCUAAGUAUGGCGUGGCAGACGUCAAGCUCUUCAACCAGGAUUCGUUCCCUUUGCUUAUAGGUACAGCUGUAUUCGCGUUUGAAGGUAUUGGACUAGUUAUCCCGAUCACCGAGUCUAUGCGAGAACCACAAAAGUUCCCAAAACUGUUGUCCAUCGUCAUGUUCAUCGUCGCGGUCCUCUUUGCUGGUGCAGGUGUAUCCUCCUACGCUGCUUAUGGCAGUGAUAUCCAAACUGUUGUCAUUGUGAACUUACCUCAAGAAGACAAGUUCGUUCAAGCGGUACAGUUCUUAUAUUCCGUCGCUAUCCUACUCUCCAUCCCUCUUCAACUUUUCCCUGCCGUUCGAAUCAUGGAGAAUGGGAUAUUCUCUCGAUCGGGUAAACACAACUCUUCGGUGAAAUGGCAAAAGAAUGUUUUCAGAAGUGUGAUUGUUCUGUUCACCAGUUUGCUGAGUUGGGCUGGGUCGAGUGAACUGGAUAAAUUUGUCAGUCUCAUAGGAUCCUUCGCCUGUAUCCCGUUAUGUUUCAUUUACCCACCGUUAUUACACCUGAAAGCAUGUGCCAGAACUCGAAAAGCUAUUAUCAUGGAUUACACUUUAAUCAUCUUUGGAGUGAUAGUCGGGGCGUAUACAACAGUCCAGACUGUCAGAAGUUUGUUUAUACCAAGUGGUGAUUCGCCUAAACUCGGUAAAUGCGAAGUGCCCAAUGGGUUAUAA